Molecule: messenger RNA, 1142 nt
Organism: Medicago truncatula (barrel medic)
Lineage: Eukaryota; Viridiplantae; Streptophyta; Magnoliopsida; Fabales; Fabaceae
Exons: 1
Coding region: 124-753 (209 amino acids)
Source: RefSeq, a predicted model, not a curated record
UGAAUUUCUCAAAAUCUUAAUACCAAACCACCACUACCACUCCCUCCCUAUAAAUACCACAUCCUAGAAUCUUCCUACACCUCAAUGAUGUCACCAUAAACUUUCUUCUUCUGAAACGGAACGAUGACGAUGCAAACAGAGUCUCUCCAUCAACAAUUUUCAUCUCCAAGUUUCAGCAGUUAUAGUUCUGAUACUUUAUCUCAAAUUGCAGCUAGAGUCAUCCACAACCUCCACACCGAAGAAGACACACUUCUCGAAUCUUCACAACAAAACGACACCGUCAACAACGAUGACUCUGAGUUCGAGUUCAAUUUACUUUCCACAGACACUGUCUCCGCCGAUGACAUUUUCCACAACGGUCAGAUCAAACCCACUUACCCACUGUUCGACCAAUCUUUACUCAACGGCGUCGUUUCUGUUUCUCCCGUUCUCCCUGAAACUGUGCCACGGCGUCGUCGUUUACCUCUGAAGAAGCUCAUGGCAGUCGAAGGUGAAGAGUUUGACGAUGUUGCCCCGGAUACGUACUGCGUGUGGACCCCACCUUGCAAAAAGAGCAGCUCUACGGACUCGGCUUCAAAACGGUGGAAGUUUCGGGAUUUGCUACUUCGGAGUCAUAGUGAUGGAAAGAAAGAGUCGCUUUUGUUUAUGAGCCCCGGUGGUAAGGAUAGGUCUGCCGUUAACGGUGGCGUAGGGGAGGCCAAAGAUGGGUAUCGAUCCAAGAGGAAAUUAGGAAUUAGCUGGGUUAUUCAGUAAUGGGCUUUUGAAGCCUAGAUUAUUACUAUCUUCUCACAAUUAUUAUCUUCAAUUCAAUUUCGGUGGGUUUCUUUUGGUGUAAUUAAAGUUUGCAUAGCAUGAUAAUUUUAUUUUAUUAUAAAAUUUGCAUGAGAUUUAGUUAAUGUUUGGAUUCGUGAUGAGUUUGACAUAUAAUGUUUUUGUUUAUUUAUGCGGUACAAUUGAGAGAAGCGAUUAUUCUUAGCUUCUGAUUUUCACGGUGGAAUGGUUUUGAAACACACAAAAUACGUUGGACACCAAACCAAACAAUGCAAUAAUACGGUUAGCCACUAUUUCGUCAAAUCUACCAUGAUAUCGAUAUGUACAUUCUGUGUAAAAUUUCUCUUUUAAUUUGUUUAUAGAGAUUGAAU